CCCACAGCUGGCAGCCCCAUUGGGGAUGUGCCGGUGCCAGGCCCAGCUCUGGAGCCUCAGAGGUGCCUUUGUGCCGUGCUCUGCUCCUUGCACACAUGUGUGAGUGCUGGGAAGCAGCUGGUGGGACCGGGACCUUUUCCCAGCGCUGGCUGGCACCAUCCCCUCUCCAAGAGCACAGGGACCCCCAAGGCUGUCAAGCCACUUUUGCCUACUGAUGGGGGCACACCCUGGCUGUGGACGAGGGAUGCCCAGGCAGGGGCCUUCCUGGGCAGGGAUACCCAGCACCCUCCUGACCUAACAGGCCCCAUGCCAGCAUACCACCCUGCUCCCAGCCUGGCAGUGCCGGAUACCCUUGCAGCCCCUCUCACUCUGGCACCCCGUGCCUCAGAUUCCCCUGUGCUGAGGGGCUGCAGCCAGGCGGGUUCCCCGUCUCUCCUUCCUUUCCCCGGGAAAGGGGAGGGAGCUUCCCUCAUCUCUUCCCCGUGUCCCGCAGACGAGCCAGGAGACUGUGACGAGCUCUGGGUGCACAGAGCCAGCACCGGAUUCCUGGCACCGGCGGGACAGCUGGGAGCCAUCGCCCGCCUCCUCCCUGCUCAGCCCCGCUCACGUCCCGCCGUCCCCAGAGCCCUGCUGUGCCGCAGCGGGCACCGCGCAGCGACGCUGGCACAGCCACACAGACCCCAACCCUUCCCUGCCCUCCGCGUCGCCGGAUCCUCGGCCAGCGAGGACGUCGGGAGAGAGGAGGGGGGACAGGUCAGUGACACUGCUGGGGAGCGCGGGGAGGGCACGGGGCCAAGGGGUGCCAUGCUGCCAGGCAUGGUCGCUGCUCGCAGGACGUGCUUGAAAGCAGCAGGGUGUCAGGGACAGCCAUGCCCGGGGGAUGCCCCAGGUCCUGGCAGUGUCCCAGCCCUGGUGAUGCCAGGGGGCUGUCCCACCGGGGUAAGCCUAGCUACUCCUUGCUGCCUUCUGCCAGGCCGUGUCACGGGCAGGUCCCCGGCAAGGCCAAGCCCCCUGUCCCACUGCCCUGCCCGGAAGAGGUGUCACACUGCGUGGAGACGUGUGCCAGACCAGCGCAGGGAAUGGGAUGGGGCAGCCAUGGAUAAGCUGGAGAUGGGCGGCCCCAUGCUGGCACUGGGGCAGGGGGCGGUGGGCUCCAGCCCCCCCAGCUGCUCGCUGGGUUGCGGGGAGGCCCAGGAGAAGCCUUCUGGGGAGGCAGGGGCCUGUUGUGCUCCAGCUGUGCCGUGUUUCCCUAGCUACACCGCGCAGCUGGCCGGGUGUUUGCACCGCCCGGAGUUGAUUUUGGCAGCCCCGCGCUUCCCCCUCUUCCCCUCCCCACCCGCCUUCCCCCUGCCGGGCGACCGCCUGCCACGCACCCACCACCUUCAGCCUCUCCCUGCCACCCUCGGGGUGGCAACAGGGACAGGGUUUCCCCAAACUUUUCCGUGGUGCCUACUCACUGCCAACCUCUGCCACCCUUACCAGCAGAUGUGGGUGAAGAAUGGGACUGGUGCUGGGUGAUGCUCUCACUGCAUCCCCCCACCAGGUGCCCCUUCUCUCCCUGGCAUGCGCGCCGCUGCGCUGUUGCUGCUCGCCCUGCUCCCGCUCCGGCCCCUGCCCGGCCGCGCCGCCCGCCCCAAGCUCGCCCUGCCCAUCCGGCCCGACACGGAGCCGCUGCCCCCCGGCGGGGCGGCAGGCUGCGCCUUCGGGGGGCACUUCUAUGCUCUGGAGGAGACGUGGCACCCGGACCUGGGGGAACCCUUCGGUGUGAUGCGCUGCGUUAUCUGUCACUGCGAGCCGCAGAGGAACCACCGGGGGAAGCCCGUGGGGAAAGUAAACUGCAAGAACAUGAAGCAGGACUGCCCCGUGCCCGCCUGUCCCCGGGCCACACUGCUGCCUGGACACUGCUGCCACACCUGCCCCAAAGGCCCCUCAGAGAAGAGCCCUGCACUCCGCUUCGACACCUUCGAGUACUUCCAGGACAAGGAGGAUGACUUGGACAAGCCCUACAACGACCGCUCCUACCUCAGCUCUGAGGGCCUGGCUCGCGACGAUGCCCGCACAGAGUUUGUGGCCUUGUUGACGAGUGGCCCAGAGCCGUGGCACCCCACAUCCAGCGCCGUGGCCAAGGCUCGCUUCACCUUGCUGCGCUCUUCCCUGCUCUUCUCCAUCAGCUAUGAGCGGCUGGGGCGGCCGAGCCGGGUGCGUUUCAGUGACCCCGAGGGUAAUGUGCUGUUUGAACACCCCGUGCAGAAGAGCGCUGCCCCCGAGGAUGGCAUGCUCUGCGGAAUGUGGAGGACGGUGUCCAAAGCCAACAUCCAGCUGCUGCGGGGGGAACAACUCCGUGUGUCCCUCAUCACACGGACACAGCCCUCCGGAGAGGUCCAUGGGCACAUCCUCAAGCACCGGGCACUCUUCGCAGAGACAUUCGGUGCCAUCCUCACCUCGUCGGACCCCUCUCACUUGGGUGCUGGGGGCAUGGCCAUGCUGACACUGAGCGACACCGAGAACAACCUGCACUUCAUCCUCAUGGCCCGGGGACUGCUGGAGCCUGGAGCAAGGGAAUCCCCGUGGGUCCCACUGAGGGUCCGCAUCCUGCACCAGGGCCAGAUGCUACGGGAGGUCCACGCCAACAUCACUGUGGAGGACCCCGACUUUGCAGAGGUGCUGAGUGAUCUGUCUGCCCAGGAGCUGCAGUGGCUGGUGCAGGGGCAGCUCCGCAUCGUGGCUGAGACGGAGGGCCGGCACGCACGCCAGCUGGCUGGCACCAUCACCACCCGCCGCAGCUGUGAUACCAUCCAAAGUGUGCUAUGCGGAGCGGAUGCUUUGCUGCCGACCAAGACAGGGGCAGUGGGCUCAGCCAAACUGGCGCUGCAUGAGAACGGCACCCUGGAGUACCAGGUGCAGGUGGUGGGCACUGCCAGCGAGGUGGUGGGCAUCACACUGGAGACCAAACCCCGGCGGAAAAGCAAGAGGAACAUCCUGUUUGACAUGACACCCAGCUACAAGGAUGGGCUGGCCUGGGGUGCCUGGCAGAGCCCCAGCGCCCGCGAUGCCCACAUGCUCCUACAAAAUGAGCUCUUCCUCAACGUGGCCACCAAAGACUGGGCAGAGGGUGAGCUGCGGGGCCAGAUCAUCUCCCUGCCCUACAGUGGACUGCUCGCCCGCUACACAGAGAUGCCCGUGGCGCUGGCGGGGCAGCUGGUGUCCCCCCCAGUGCACAGUGGCGCUGGGGGGCACGCCUGGCUCUCGCUGGAUGAGCACUGCCACCUGCACUACGAGAUCUCGGUGGCGGGGCUGGGACGCCCAAGCGACGGCACCGUCAGUGCCCACAUCCAUGGGGUGGCUGAGCUGGGGGAGAUGGGCACCCGCCCCCACCAGCACAAGCGCCUGCUCAAGGGCUUCUACAGCACUGAGGCUCAGGGGGUGGUGAAGGACCUGGAUGCCGACCUGCUGCAGCACCUGGCCCAGGGCACUGCUUUCCUGCAAGUCAGCACCAAGGCACACCCCAAUGGGGAGAUGCGGGGACGGGUGCACAUUCCCAACCAGUGCCAUGCAGGAGGGACCCGCCUGGCACCAGGAGAGUCCCUGGGGCAGGCUGAGCUCUCUGAGAGCACCAAGACCAGGGACCUGGAGCAGCUAAAGAAGGACCCCAACUCCUGCUUCUUUGAGGGUCAGCACCGGGCACAUGGCACCCGCUGGGCACCUGACUAUGACAAGAAGUGCUCCAUCUGCAGCUGCCAGAAGCGCACAGUGAUCUGCGAUCCCAUCUUGUGCCAGCCCCUCAACUGUACCCACCAGGUGCACCCCGAAGAGCUGUGCUGCCCCAUCUGUGAAGAGAAGAAGACAGAGCAGGAAGAGCUGAAGCUGGAGCGGGCACGAGACAGUAGUGAGGGCUGCUACUUCGAUGGUGACAAGACAUGGCGAGGCUCUGGCACUCGCUGGCACCCUGUCGUGCCCCCGUUUGGCCUCAUCAAAUGUGCCAUUUGUACCUGCAAGGGUACCACAGGUGAAGUGCACUGCGAGAAGGUGCAGUGCCCACGGCUCACCUGUGCCAACCCCGUGCGUGCCAGCCCCUCUGACUGCUGCAAGCAGUGCCCAGCCCCAGAGAAGAGUGUCCCGGAGCUGGCUGACUCCAUGCAGGCAGACGCACCGCGGGCGUGCCGCUUCGGGCGCCGCUGGUACCUCAACAAUGAGAGCUGGCACCCGUCUGUGCCCCCCUUUGGAGAAAUGAAGUGUAUCCUGUGCUGGUGUGUGUCAGGGGAGACGCACUGCCAGCGCCAGGAGUGCCCCCCAUCCGCCUGCGCUAGCCCUGCCACGAGGGACAACCCCUGCUGUGCCAAGUGCCGUGCCCUGGAUGCCCCCUCAGAUGCACGGGAGAAGGUCCACGACACCAAGGUGGAGUCACGGAGCCACUGAGCAGUGACUGCUGCCCAGAGCGGGGCAAGCACACAGUGACGCUGGGUGGCAUGGGGGGGCCCCACUACUUCUUGCCCCUGCCUGUGCUGGGCAGGGGGCACAGAGGAGCACAGUGAGGUGCACAUGGCCAGGCCCCCAGCCUGGGCACCCCAUCUCAGCACGACUGCAAUGCCAGGACCGCCCUACCCACUCGUGCCAGUGGGCAACAGCCGGGCUCACGGAGGUUGGGGCACCCGCUGCCCUGCCGCUCCAAACCCCCCUGGCCGGCGGGCAUUGUGCCCAUGGUGUACAUAGUGUAAAGUCCCUCUGGCUCCUGUUUGCUGCACUCACCCUGUCUCGGCCGGGUUUCUCACAUAAUUUAUGGUGCCAGUGGAUGGGAGUCAAGAUGUAUUUAUUAAAACCAGAGCUAUUGCC
Molecule: messenger RNA, 4830 nt
Organism: Parus major (Great Tit)
Lineage: Eukaryota; Metazoa; Chordata; Aves; Passeriformes; Paridae
Gene: CHRD
Product: chordin
Molecular function (GO): protein binding
Source: RefSeq, a predicted model, not a curated record